Messenger RNA from Alternaria atra, 3201 nucleotides. RefSeq lists its product as uncharacterized. The coding region runs from base 1 to 3201 and encodes 1066 amino acids. Gene Ontology annotation, cellular component: endoplasmic reticulum membrane. The transcript is spliced from 5 exons. Gene Ontology annotation, molecular function: phosphatidate cytidylyltransferase activity; protein binding. The record is from RefSeq and is a predicted model, not a curated record. Lineage: Eukaryota; Fungi; Ascomycota; Dothideomycetes; Pleosporales; Pleosporaceae.
AUGGCGCGUCCGAGAAAGGACGUCAAGUUCAACCACCAGGUCCGCAGUGCCAGCAAUGGAAGAGCCCGGAGACCCUCGCAGAGCAUGUCCGAGUUCAGCGACCCGGGGAGUCCCACCAUCAAGGAAGAGACGACCCCUCCAUCCGCUGAACAACCCCCCCAAAGCGAGUACGAGAAGAAAAAGGCCAACUUCAUAACGCGCACAGUAUGGACUCUGGUCAUGAUUUCAGGUUUCUUCUGGGCCCUCGGUGCCGGCCACCUCUUCAUAAUCAUCAUCGUCACGGCGGUCCAGGUCAUAUCCUUUAAGGAGGUCAUCGCAAUCGCAAAUGUCCCCAGCAAGGCCCGCAGCCUGCGCUUCACCAAGUCGCUGAACUGGUACUUCCUGGGAACCGCCAUGUACUUUCUCUACGGCGAGAGUGUUAUAUACUACUUCAAGCAUGUCCUGAUGGUCGACCGUCUGCUACUUCCCCUGGCUACUCACCAUAGGUUCAUCUCUUUUAUGCUGUACAUUAUCGGCUUCGUUUUCUUCGUCGCCUCGCUACAAAAGGGCCACUACAAGUUCCAGUUCACCCAAUUCGCCUGGACGCACAUGGCUCUCUUCCUCAUCGUCGGACAGGCACACUUUGUCAUCAACAACAUUUUUGAAGGAUUCAUUUGGUUCAUUCUUCCCGUCUCCAUGGUCAUUACCAACGACAUCUUUGCCUACCUUUGCGGUAUCACCUUUGGAAGGACACCCCUCAUCCAGAUCUCGCCCAAGAAGACUUGGGAGGGCUUCCUCGGCGCCUGGUUCUUCACCGUCCUCUGGGGUAUCCUUGUUACCCACUUUGCGGCGCAGUACAAGUACUUCAUCUGCCCCGUCAACGACCUGGGUGCAAACAUCUGGUCGGGCCUCGAGUGCCGACCAAACCCAGUCUUCAUCGCGCGCGAUUACUCAGUUCCCUUCCUUCCUGAGGGUCUCCCAGUUCCUCGCACCUUCAGCAUCAUGCCAGUACAAUUCCACGUCAUUAUGCUCGGAACCUUUGCGUCUCUUAUCGCACCUUUUGGUGGCUUCUUCGCUUCCGGUCUCAAGCGCACGUUCAAGAUCAAGGACUUUGGUGACUCUAUCCCCGGUCACGGCGGAAUGACGGACCGCAUGGACUGUCAGUUUAUCAUGGGCUCUAUCGCUUUCUUUUACUACUCGAGUUUCAUUGCCAUUCAUCACACCACAGUCGGUGGAGUGAUUGAAGCAGCCGUUACCGGACUUACCUACGAGGAGCAAAUGGAUGUCGUGAAGAUUUUGAGCAAGCACUUGGUGAAUCAGGACGUAAUAUCACCAAAGCGCAAUGCAACCCGAAAAGAUGCCACUGCCCACUGCGGCCGUCAAUUGCGUACCUACAACAGCUCCAAGGCCCCCUUCGCCGCAAACGACUCCUUCUUCUCACAGCCCGGAACUUCUGCAAUUGGCUUCCGGCCCUUUGGAGAGAAGCCACGCUCCUCGCGUGAUCAACGUCCACGAGGUAAGGUUGCACUCUCGCAGCUGCCGACCUACAUCCUUUACGAACAUGCGCGCGAUGAGGGCGCAAAAGGAAACUGGGAGGAAGUUAUGAACAUCUGCAGAGUUUUGCUCAAAGACCGGGGAGAGCAGCCAAACAAGGAAAUGUACGCAGCGAUACUGCAUAGCUUCGUCGACUCAAAGAACGGCACGGCAGGAAAGGUGCGCAAAGUGCUCGAAGAAAUGGGCUUUUGGAACAAAACGGAUGAAGCCCUCCUCGGACGACCGAAAAUCGAGCUGGACGCGUGGGGCUGUGAAUGCGUGCUCGAAGUGCUUGCAGUCCAUCCCGAUUUCAUUCUUCGCAACGAAAUACUCGAAUACAUGAAGUCACGGUGGUUCAUGCUAUCGGAUCGUGCACGGAAUUUCGUCAUAGCUGGAAUGCUACGUGAGCGGCAUUUCGAACAGGCACUGGAGUCGCUGGAUGACAUGGUCCGGAACAAAGCACGCGUCGAAGGCUGGCUGUUUGACAAGGCUAUUUGGAUGCUGCUGGAGUUUGGGGAAGUUGAGGAAGCUUUUUACGUGCUACGUCUCAAGGAAAGUGCAAAAAGUAAGAGUAAUGGGACAGGUGCUGUGGAGCUCAGUAAUGCUCUAUGGGGAGCAUUACUGGAUGCCGCAGCGCAUAAGCAGCUUCUCGAGGAGACAUUCCUCGUAUGGACAACGCAAGUUCAGCCAGGCUACCUCAAACCAGGAACUGGGGCCUGUCUAUCCGUACUUACUCUCGCCUCACGACACGGAGACAUCCAGCUCGCUACCGAUGUCUUUCGCAUUUUGACGGAGCGAGGCACAACCUUCACCACGCACCACUACGAACUGCUUAUAUCCACAUAUCUCAACGCCAACAAGCUCCAAGAAGCUCUGUCCGUGAUUCUCAUCAUGGUGGAUGCCAACUUGAGGAUCAACACUGGGACCUGCGAUCCUCUCUACUGGCAUUUGUCGGCAGAAAAACCAGACGAGGAUAGUCGACCCAUGCAAGCUUUCAGGCACUUGCAGGACUUUGAGACUGCGGGCCGCAAGGUACCCACCGCUGCCGUCAACGCUUGCAUCCAAGCCAGCAUCGCGUGCAAGCGGCUAGACGAAGCCAUCGAGAUUUAUAAAGCUCUACAUACCGUAUCCCACGCUGGUCCUAGCACAAACACCUUCAAUAUCCUAUUCCGAGGUUGCCAUCUGGAAGGGCGAAAGGAGCUUGCUAUGUUCUUUGCGAACGAGAUGGUCAAGCUAGGUCUCAGACCCGACCGCAUCACAUAUGAUCGUCUGAUCCUGGUCUGCCUUACAGCUGGUGACCUGGAAGACGCCAUGUUAUAUUAUGAAGAGAUGACGUCUACAGGUGCGACAGCUGGUAGAAAGGGCCCUUUGAAGCCUAGAAGGAAGACUUGGGAGACUCUGAUUCACAAGUGCGUCCAGAAAGGCGACGAGAGGGCAGUCGCACUAUUGAAGGAUUACAAAGAUAGUGUGGAAGAACCGCGAAGGGCUGUGGAGAAGGCAGUAGUCGAUCGCUUCGAGUAUGGCAUCAUACGAAACGAUGCGACGGAUAUCGGACGAGAACCGACCGAGAACACAGCAUCCGGUGCUGUGGAAGAUCAACAUGUCAAGUCAACGUCGGGAAAUAGUAUAACCCCAGAUGCUGGCGCUGACACGGAACUGUCGGAGAAACGAAGUGGGGAAAGUUCUUAA